Molecule: messenger RNA, 1036 nt
Organism: Suillus fuscotomentosus
Lineage: Eukaryota; Fungi; Basidiomycota; Agaricomycetes; Boletales; Suillaceae
Exons: 7
Coding region: 323-1036 (237 amino acids)
Cellular component (GO): membrane
Source: RefSeq, a predicted model, not a curated record
CCGAGUCUCACCGCAUGGUUCGAUCGUUUUGUCCUUGGUCGACUAUUCACGUGACUAGCUGCUUCCUCGCCCUCCGACUUAGAUAUCAAAUUUUUAUGGCUUAUGGCGCCAUUCUGCCAAUAACACUAGGUCACCGUUGAACCCAACGACACAGCGAACGGCUCACUGGCGGCUGACACGUUCUCUGCACAUCUCAUAAUCGUUGUCCAGGGGACUGACCUGAUCCACUACGACUGCAUCCAAAUGCGAGCACGAGCCAAAAAGAUGCGCACACUGCGGAACACGCAAAUGAUAAAUGUGCUGAUACAACCGCCCGGAUGUGAUGGCACGCCUCGCGCGCAUGGAUAUCGCGCUUGGGUACAUCGCUAACAAUACGCUCACUGCUGUCGCCUUGGACUUGUCAAGUAGUCUAUCGGCGGACAGUUCAUCUUUUGGAUGGUUAUCGGGGAAUCUACCCUGUUCCUUCAUUGCCGCGAAUUAUGCUCUUUCUGGUCACCUUGCUGGUGAAAUCGACUGCGAUCGUCACGUCUCACUUUCAGCGAUAGGUGCCUCAUUGACUACAUCCAAGGUUCAAAGUUUGGCAUCGACAGAACUUCACGUUUGCACUGAGGAACAGGAUGUCUGGGUGCAAGACUCAAAACAACCCUGGUAUAGCGACUGGCGAACACUCGCCGCUGCCUUGGCGAUUUGUUCUGUCUACUGUGUUGUGGAAGCUAGUCAGGGCUUCCGCGGCAAUCUCAGCACAAGUGAGAUAGCCUUCUAUCUGGGUGAUACGAUUCCCGUCUGCUUGGCUAUAUUUGUGUACAUUCCAUUCUGGCCCGGAAGGUUCAUAAAGAAUAGUAGCCAUCCCUCUUCUUCGUCUGCCCGUAAACAAUACUCGUCGUCCUCACAGCCUCAACAGGAUUGCUACUUGACUUGGCCUCCAGGGGAUUUCCCAAUCAUGGUUACUCAGCGUCACCUUAUGCAUGGCGGAGACUCGGCGAGAAACGAUCAGCACUAUGCUCAGAAGUACAAUUUCCUCGAUGUCCCUAUUUAA